AUGGGUAAAGCGGUCCUACGGAUCCAGGAGCAGCCCCGCUGCGGGCGCGGCAAGUGUCAUCCGUCAUUUCUCCAGGCUUUCCAAAACAUCCAAAGUUUUACGUUCUUUCUGUGCAUCUUUGCCGUCAUGUCAGGGAUGUUUUCAAAGUACCUCGUCUCCCAGAUCACAACCAUCGAGAAAUACUUUGGGUUUCCUAGCCAGCGCUCGGGCAUGAUCGUCAGCGCGGAAGAAAUCGGCUACCUUAUAACCAUCGUUUUCGUUGGUCAUUUCUUGAACAAAUCACAUCGACCGCGUGUGUUGGCCGGAUGUGCCUUUACCAUUGGUGUCGCGUCCCUGCUUAUGACGAUGCCAUUCUUUAUCUAUGGGACCUCGUACAGACAAUAUGUAAGCCAAGCCGCAGACACAGUUAGCAGCAGCCAGCUUUGUCAGAGGAAUCAGACCCAGUUUGACGUAUCAACAAAGUGUAACAACACUACCGAAGAUGGAGUUGGCAAUGGCGAUGUGGCUUUUGGCAUAUUCAUCCUUGCUGCUAUUCUGUCUGGGUGUGGAUCUACUGGCCUGUAUUCUGUUGGAAUUGCCUUUCUUGAUGAUAACGCAGGGAAAAAGGAGGCAGCUUUAUACAUAGGUUUCAUGUUUUGUCUUCGGUCGAUAUCCCCAGUACUAGGUCUGCUGUUUGGCGCUGGGAUAUCUCGUAUUUCAGUGGAUCUUAAAGUUCCGAAAUUUUCAGAUGACCUGAACCCGGAUGAUUCAUCUUGGAUCGGGGCAUGGUGGAUCGGAUUCCUGGCCAUUGGAGUCACAGUAAUCCUGUCGGGCGUCCCGCUCCUGUUUUACCCUAAGCACCUACCCAAGGCAAUAGAACGAAAGGUAUCGACAGUAGCGCCGGCCCUUGCGAUACAGUCUAGUCGCAAAAAAUUAAAGAGAGCGGCGGAGGAAGGCAAGGCAUUGGCUAUGAGUUUCCCUAAAAGUGUCUGGAAGCUGCUGAGAAACAGUGUUUUUCUUGCUGUUUCAAUUGGAACUAUGGUUAACGUAGCUGGCGGCUCAGGAUACACAGCGUUUCUACCCAAAUAUUUAGAGUCACAGUUUCAUGUGGACACUUUCACUGCGAACACGGUUACCGCGAUAGUUGCCCUUUCAAGUGCCCUCGGAAUGGGCGUUAGCGGGCUGCUGACAUCACGAAUCAAGAUGAGGCUGAAUGACCUUUUCUUUCGAACUGUCAUAGUUGUGGCUGUUGCCGCAAUGUUGAUCCUAAGUUUGAUGUCAUUUGGGUGUCAAGAAGUUCAAAUCUCGGGAUAUUCUGAACUGGAAACGCGUUCUGGUGAUUCGAAUGGCUCAUUACGGUCAGCGAACCAAACAUGCGAUCAGUGCUACUGUCCCGCAGGGCCGUAUGAGCCAGUCUGUGGUUCGAAUGGUGUCACGUACUACUCGCCAUGCCACGCAGGCUGCGAAGCGGGAGAAAGAGCUAGCGAUUUCUAUGGUUGUGACUGCGUCGGGAAAAAUGCAACGUCCACGUCUGGAGCCUGCGAGUCUGAUUGCGAUAUGCUCAUCCCCUAUGCGGUGUGUCUGAUAGUCAUCAUAUUCCUCGCAACUGUGACAACCGUGCCAAUCGUCAUGGUAUCGUUAAGGAAGUUAAACGCCAUCAGCCCGUCUCUACGAACUGUAGAGGAAGUAAAAAAGAAGUGGGACGAUAUUAAAGUGCGUGCCAAGAAAAAAGCCAACGAGGAUCGGACAAGGGAUGGCAAGACCGGUAAUGUCCCGAAGAGUCCAAAGAGCGAUUUUCUGACCGAUACAGAGCGACGUGUCAUCGGGAUGCUGGUCGCUGCUCAAGUUUUCGGUAUUAACAACCGUGACGAGUAUGACACCGCCGCUUUACCGAGCUAUAAGAAAGAAUCAAAGCGUUCGCGUCAAAGUGCAACGGCAACUCGUGCUUGUGUCGAGUCCGAUGAUGCUUUCGAUGAGCUGAUGGAGGCACCGACACAGACAUUCGGCAAUUACUCCGACUUCGAUGAACCAGCUGAUAGCCAGGACGAGGAUUUUCGCGUUGCAAAGCCACCUCCAAAAAAGACUCCCCGUGUAAGCCCAACUACAAGUAACAGUACAAGUGCAGGGAAGAAAUCCGUAACCGAAAUGAUGCUGGACGUUGAAACCCGCCGGCUAUGUUGA
This is a messenger RNA of Lineus longissimus, 2160 nucleotides long. Its product is annotated as solute carrier organic anion transporter family member 2A1-like. Gene Ontology annotation, molecular function: protein binding. Gene Ontology annotation, biological process: transmembrane transport; sodium-independent organic anion transport. Gene Ontology annotation, cellular component: plasma membrane. The record is from RefSeq and is a predicted model, not a curated record. NCBI's taxonomy places the organism in Eukaryota, Metazoa, Nemertea, Pilidiophora, Heteronemertea, Lineidae. The transcript is spliced from 9 exons. The coding region runs from base 1 to 2160 and encodes 719 amino acids.